CGCUAAUUUCGUGCUGUUGAAAUAACGUGGUACGAUCGGCAAUACGAUGAAUGCUUUAAAGAGGUUUCAGUAUUAUAUUAACUUUGCUUAAGGAUGAUCAUAAGUCACGGUGAGCAAUACUUGUCGAUGUUUUUUGUGAUUAUCGACAGCCUUUAAAGGUCGAAAAGCAUCGUUGGUGUUUUUAAUAUCCGCUGUAUUGAGAUUUACUUCCCCCUAAACAUGUAUUCUACAACCCUCUAAGUUCUUGAAAAACAAAAGUCAACAGUUCGUUCUGAUCGCGCUGAGGUAAUCGGCUGAGGUUGGAAAGAAGAUCAAAGCUAGAGUAGUAUCAGCGGCAUGUCCCGGGCCUUGAAGCUCGUGGCGCCUUUGCGCGAAUUACGGGUGCAUCUUUGCCAGACAGGAAAGGACUCACAAGGUGUAAGGGAUUUCGUGGAGAAAUUUUAUGUGCCGCUCAAGGAGAACAAUCCUAAAUUUCCUAUUUUAAUUCGCGAAUGCAGUGGGGUUCAGCCUAAAGUCUAUGCCCGAUAUGCUGCCGGUCGCGAAACUCAUGUUAGCGUCUCGAGGCUUAAUGCCGAUCAGGUAAUGAGCGCGAUUGAGAAACUGGCCACGAACCCGUUAUAGUCAAACUAGUUGAACAUAUAUCACUCGAUAUAUUAAAAUCUGGGUAAAUGGAUAUCCUUGUUAAAAUAUAUAUCUAUAAUAAGUUAAAACAGUAAUAAUAUUAAUAAAAGCGUAGCUUUUGCUUUGC
Varroa destructor (honeybee mite) is the source of this 748-nucleotide messenger RNA. It is a transcript of the gene ND-B8, whose product is annotated as NADH dehydrogenase (ubiquinone) B8 subunit. Gene Ontology annotation, cellular component: respiratory chain complex I. The record is from RefSeq and is a predicted model, not a curated record. Lineage: Eukaryota; Metazoa; Arthropoda; Arachnida; Mesostigmata; Varroidae.